Molecule: messenger RNA, 1986 nt
Organism: Prorocentrum cordatum
Lineage: Eukaryota; Dinophyceae; Prorocentrales; Prorocentraceae
Source: the annotation of a GenBank genome assembly
AUGGGCCUGCCCCGCGCUGCCCCGGGACGCCACCUGCUCAGCGAGGCCGCCAGCGCAGCGAGCGACGCCGGGGCACCAGAGGCGACGCACCGGCGCGCGGCCUGGGCAGGCGUGGGCGACGUGCGCCAGCAUCCGCUGGGCAAGCGGCCAGCGCCAGGGGCCCAUCCCUUCUUCAGCCGCGGGCGAACCAGCGGCGCGGUGGCCGCGGGCCUCGCCCGCGCAGUUUCUGCCCAGAGGCCGCUCGACAUUCAAGCCGAACCGCCGCGAUCGCGCGCCGCACCGCCGGCUCGCCUGGCAGCCGCGGAGCGAGUCGCAGCCAGCCCCCAUGAGCGCAGGGGGCCGCCGCCCCGGCGCGCGAAACGCCGCGGAGGCCCCAGGCGUGCAGCGCCCGCGCCGCGGCGGAAGCGAAGGCGCCCGGCGCCGCAGCGGAAAGCGGGGCUCCCGCUGAGACCGCUCGUGCUUUGCUUCGCAGACAAGCGCAAACACGCGCUGCAGCAGGUCCUGCCAAGGUGGGCCGGGGUCCUGGACACCGUCGGAGGGAGCGCCCGGAAGCUGUCGAACCGCCUUGGCCCCGACCUUGGGCCGCGGCACCAGGAGUGGGUCCUGCGGCGCUGGUCGGCGCGCACGCUCCAGAUACACGUGGCGAACAUAGAGAAGUUUCUCGCGUGGGCGUCCGAAGAGCGCCCUGGCGUGGAUCAUAGCAGUUUCCAAGAUCACGACGCGACAGCCGAGCUCCUCGUGAGGUACGUCAUGGACCUUCUGGACGGGGGCGCCGCCCCCACAGUGCCCGCGGCACGGCUGGAAUCCUUGCGAUUUCUUAAUCGCGCCGCUGGGCUGUCGCCACCGCUCCCAGCAGGCGAGGUCUGCGUCCAACACCUCGCGCUAGCCCACAGGCGAGAGGCCCCAGCAAGCGCGCGGCAGCCCCAGAUCUACACGGUUGAACAAAUCCGCAUGCUCGAGCGGUCAGCCACGGCUUUGCACAGCCCCAUGUACAGGGUAGCCAUCCGCACAGAGUUACGUGGCAUGCCGUGGAUUGCCCCGCUGCGCGGCGUGUCCCAGCCGCCCUCGUGCUGGGCCCGCGGCUACUCCGAGGACCUCGAGGCCAAGGCCAGCGGCCUGCAUUCUGCAAAACGCACCAUCCUCACGUGGGCGGGCAGCAGUGGCAUCUUCACAGACCGCGAGAUCGAGGUGUUGGGGCACCACCGCUCCUCAGGGAUCGGCAAAGUCGUCUGCGCUUGCAACGUCGCGGUGCUGGCAGCGCCGGUCACCAAGCUGCGGCAACUGCUCGAACACAUAGUGCAAGGGGCGUUCAACCCAGACGCGCCCGCCGGAAUGCAGUGGCGAGAGGGCGCCUACCCCGCCGCCCAGCCAGCGGCGCCAACGCUCGCCGCGGCCCCGCCACGCGAAAACCCCGAGGCGCCCGCCAGUGCGCCCGCGGCCGCGCCAGCCAACGGGCAGGCAGGCGCCGGCGCCGCGCCAGCGCCCCAGCCUGCGCCCGCCCACAUCCCACGGGCGGGCACGCCGCCUACCGCGCACGCAGCAGCCGCCGAGCGGGCGCGCAAUCCCGCGGAGCUGGCCCCGCUGGGCCCAUUCAGUCGCCCCCCUUGCUGCGCCGCCAGAGGCAAGCCGCGGCCCGGAGGUGGGCGCCGCUGCGCAGCUGCCGCAGCUGCCGCGACAGGACAUGGGUGCUCCGUGGUGCCGUCUGCGGGGGCAGGCACGCGGAGUGGGAGCAGCACCGUGGCCCCCGCGGUAGCGUGGCUCCCUGGAGAGACCGAGGCCACCUCAAGUGGAGCGCAGCGCCUCGCCAACAAACUCGGGUACCUCGUCGCCGAGACCGCCGGAGCGCCUCGUCGUCGAGACGCCACACGGGCCGUCACGAACCUGUGCGAUUUCGCUGUGGCCCAGGCGAAGUGGUCCCAGCAGUUGCCGGGGCCCACGUGCGAGUUCUGCAAGGUAUGUAAUUCCCGUUUGGGUAAACAGCGGUGA